AUGCUGAAAGACCAGUCACAGGAACCGCUAAUUCCUGAAAAUAAACCAAACAUGGUUGUACCAAAACGUAAAUUAUCAAAAAUGCUGAAAAUCGGAGGAGUAAUUUGUGCUGUAGCCGUUAUUUUAAUUGUAAUAUCGGCACUUGCUACAGGAGGUAGAAUUUCUACAAAAACAAAUAAUGUCAUUAUUAGUAAAAGUGGCUUCAAGUUGUUGGCUUUAAAUGGCGUAAGCUACAAUAAAAAUAGCAAUUCUUUUACAUUUAGUGAUCGUGAAUUAAAGAAAGAUUAUUUAAAUAUACAUUUUUCUUAUGAAUUCGUGAACGGUGAAGCAAAAAAGGCGUCAAACUGUCACGUUGAUUCAAGAGAAAAGGAACCUUUUUCCUCGCCUGGUUGUUCCCAGCGAUUGAACAUGGAAUUUAAAAAUAAUUUCCGUGCAGAUAUACAUGAGAUUGACUUAGAUGGGUUGUCCUGCCAUUCUGUUCAGUGGCACACGAAAAAUAGGAGUGCAGAGAUUACUAACUGUUUUCUCAUUGAGGAUAAUUGGUAUGGUGGGGGAGGGCUGUCAGUUCAGAGAUGGCCGCUCAAUCGUGUCAAUGUGCCCUUACAGCCACAUCUUACACAAAAGUAUAAGGUCAGUCGACCAAGUGGUUCUGCUGACCAGGUCAGGUUUGAUUCAUUUAUCGAACCUUAUUUUAUUAGCGCAGGUGGUGCGGCAGUUUUAUUUGAUCACUUUCUUCCGUUAUUUAUUUCUAUGAAUCAUGAAAAUGACAAAAAGCUGUGUUUUACGUCUGAAUUCAAAAAACCAUACGCGUCUGUGAGUUCUGAUGACAGCCUCUCACUACAGUACCUUGUAUGUAAAGAUCAGAAGGCGAAAUCCAUUCACCAGCGUAUGUUAAAAAUGUCAAAAAUUCCAUUCUAUCAAGGGGCACCGGAAAUUGGAAUUUUACGUAAACCAGUAUGGAGCACAAGAGGCUUAGAGAAGCCAGAUAUUAGCGAAACUAGUCUUUUAUCUUUCGUUAAUAAUAUCAAGUCAAACAAACUUGCCUACGGGCAUUUAUUUAUCGACGGAAACUAUUCGAGAUCCAGCGGAAACUUCUAUUUUAACGAGAAGAUCUUCCCUCAUUCACACCAGCUUAUUAUGGAGUUGAUGAACUCGCCAGAAGAAGACAAACUACCAGUUGGCAUAGAGGUUUUUCCGUAUGUUCUAACAGAGAAAUCUGAUUUGUUUGCAGUUCAUUAUGUAAACACCUCUAGUCUGAAUCAAAAUCAGAAUCGGAAUAACUUCUUAGAUGUGACAAAUGAAAAUGCUUUGAAAUGGUACACCUCUCACCUCAAAGAUGUUACCGAGCAGGUCAACCUUAGAGGAUUGAGGUUUUCAGGUGCAUUUGCUGUGGAUUUGGUAGAGGGUCUGGAUCAAGCUUCCCUGAUCACCAACAAAACACUUCACCAUCUGAGUAUGUUUACCAAGAAAUUUUCUGAAGUAGCACAGAAAUUACACAAAACUUCAUUGAUUGGAAGUGGCUAUGGUAGUCAGAUCCACACUUUUAUAGCCGAUGCGGGUCCAAUGAUGUCUUCAUGGGAGCACAACAAAGGUCUUAAGAGUGUUAUUCCUACGACAUUAACUUAUGGAAUAAUGGGCUACCCUUUCAGCCUAAUGGGACCAAUUGGGGGUGUAAAUAUAGACAGUGAUACUUCAUCAAAUCCCCGAAAGCCACCAGAGAAGGAGCUGUUUAUAAGAUGGCUUCAGCUUGCGACGUAUCUGCCAGUCAUGGAGCUUUCAGCUGGCCCAUGGCUGUAUGACCAGGAAGUUGUUAACUACACUCAAAGGUUACUGAGUUUCCGAUCUGAUGAACUUUGGCCCAACCUGUUGUCUUCGGCAGUAGAAGAAGCUAUAAAACUGGGUACCCCUAUAGCUCGUCCUCUUUGGUGGAUUGCUGCAGAGGACAAGAUUGCUCAGUUUAUUGACUGUGAGUUCUUCCUUGGGGACAGCCUACUGGUGGCUCCAGUUCUGUAUGCCAAUGCAAGGCAUCGGGAUGUGUACCUGCCGGAAGGAAGUCUGUGGAGGGAUCAACUCCGAGGCAGCGUCUAUAAAGGAGGGCAGUGGCUGAGACAGUAUCCCGUGGGACUGUAUGAAAUUGCAACAUUUAGGCGAGACAUGGAUUCCCAUAAUAAACACUAA
This is a messenger RNA of Candidula unifasciata, 2178 nucleotides long. Lineage: Eukaryota; Metazoa; Mollusca; Gastropoda; Stylommatophora; Geomitridae. The record is from the annotation of a GenBank genome assembly.